GAAUCAGCCUCAGCACGUACAUGCACAUGGAAUAGAAACUGUACAGUACAGAGUGUCUAGUAUAUAGUAGCUAGCCAUGUCUACUACUCUGAUCCAAGUGACCAAUGUGUCACCCUCUGCUGGCCUCCAACAAAUGAGGGAGCUGUUCAGUUACUUUGGAGACAUUGAGGAACUGAGGCUCUUCCCUGAGGAGGAGUUUGCUGCUCUGAGUGUCCCCUCCAAGGUGUGCUUCAUCAACUUCAUGGAGGAAGACAGUGCAGCUGCUUGUCUCCACCUUAGCAACACUGUGCUCAUAGACAGAGCUCUCAUCAUAGCACGAUCAAGACAUGCUGAGAUUCCUGAUGGUUCGGCUGCUAUGUUCCUGGCAGCCCCGGCCAUUGCCCUGGCCAACAGCGCUAGCAAACCAAUGCGUCACACUGCGCCUUUCCUCCCGACACCUCCCUCUAUGGGGGCACCCACACCCACUGGACCGGCCUCCAUGGCUAUGGGAGCUGCUCUCAACCCUGCAGCUCUCUCCCAGCUCACUGCCCCCCUCAUUAAUCUCUCCCAGCUCACUGUCCCCCUCAUUAAUCUCUCCCAGUUCACUGCCCCCUUCAUAUCCAUGAUGGGCACGGUGGUCCCCCAACCUCCCCCUCUCACUGGUAACAUAGACCCCACCAAGAUCGAGGAGAUAUGA
This is a messenger RNA of Halichondria panicea, 676 nucleotides long. Its product is annotated as serine/arginine-rich splicing factor 11-like. Gene Ontology annotation, molecular function: RNA binding. The transcript has 6 exons. Gene Ontology annotation, cellular component: nucleoplasm. NCBI's taxonomy places the organism in Eukaryota, Metazoa, Porifera, Demospongiae, Suberitida, Halichondriidae. The coding region runs from base 77 to 676 and encodes 199 amino acids. The record is from RefSeq and is a predicted model, not a curated record.